Messenger RNA from Ylistrum balloti, 1340 nucleotides. Its product is annotated as box C/D snoRNA protein 1-like. The record is from RefSeq and is a predicted model, not a curated record. NCBI's taxonomy places the organism in Eukaryota, Metazoa, Mollusca, Bivalvia, Pectinida, Pectinidae. Bases 192 to 1286 code for a protein of 364 amino acids. Gene Ontology annotation, cellular component: pre-snoRNP complex; nucleus. Gene Ontology annotation, biological process: box C/D snoRNP assembly; maturation of LSU-rRNA from tricistronic rRNA transcript (SSU-rRNA, 5.8S rRNA, LSU-rRNA); snoRNA localization. The transcript is spliced from 7 exons.
UUGGUAAUGGUCUGAUACCAAAGAAUUUCUUUAGUUUUCAUGUGAUAGACAUUUGGAAAAGCUUACCAUAACGUGUCAUUGUCGUUGAUUUUUGGAACACUGAUAUUUCAGUCCAGGACUCACUUAAAUUUACAAGACGACCACAGCCUGUAAAUACAGCUUUCCGAGAUCUCAGAACAUCAGCUAGAGUUAUGUUUGUUAGGUGUGUUGUGGCAAGUGGCAAUCUCUUCUCUCCAGGAAGUCUAUUAAUUGUAAAUACUUUUGUUUAUUACAGGAAGUGUGAAAUUUGUUCAGCGAAUAUAGCAAAGUACAAGUGUCCUGGAUGUAUGGCCCAGACCUGCUCACUUCCAUGUGUCAAACGCCACAAAGCAGACAAGGGCUGUAAUGGACAACGCAAGAAGACAGAGUUUGUCGCAAUAAAAGAAUAUUCAGACAGAAAUCUUCUAAAUGAUUACAGAUUCUUAGAAGAAACCAACAGAAAAGUAGAUAGUACACAAAGAGACCCGCUUAAACAGAGAAGUAACAAACCCAACUUUCUAGUCACGUUAGUUAAAGAAGCCAGGAAAAGAGGGAUAAAGUUGAAGAUUAUGCCUUAUCCAAUGGCAAGGCGAAAGCACAACCUGACUAUGUACCACCACAAGUUAAAGACCAUAUUAUGGAAUGUUCAGUGGUUGUUUCCACAAUCUGAAGCCAAAUAUACAUCAAAAAGGUUAUCAGAGCACCUGUCUAUGGAGGAACUGCUGAAGGAUUUUGUCCACCCCACAGAAUCUGACCCCAUCAAACAACAUGCCCUCAAAGCUUACUGCCAAAAGGGGCUGCAUAACUGUCGACUGUUUAUGAAAGUGGAAGAGAGACCAGCCAAUGAUGUCAUGUUCUAUGAGCUUUGCCUGGAGAAGACAUUACAGAAAAAUCUGGUGGGGAAGUGUAUAGUGGAAUACCCAAUCAUUCAUGUGGUUCUGAAGGAUCACUGUGACAGCUAUAGUGUCCUAAACACUGUCUCGGAUUCUGAUUCGAGCAGUAGUUCAUCUGGUUCUGAAGAUGAAGUGGUUAGUUCACCAUUACAAGACCAAUCUCAAGUUGGGGACAAGUUAAACGUGCUUGCCGACUCUGAUGUGAUAGCUGAGAGUAAUGUUCUGUGUGAAGAGACAAAAACGCCCUUCAAUUUAUCAACUGAGUCAAAUGUGAUGUGCAAUGAGACCACCAAAACUGUGAUAGAUGAUAAACUUUGUGUUGAAGAUACUACAAAUGUUACUGUAGACAAGACAUCGGUCCACCAGAUCUGCUAAUGCACAACACACAAUUUAAAGUCUCAUUCAUAACAGAUUAAAAUUUUCAGUUAA